Molecule: messenger RNA, 4265 nt
Organism: Cyprinodon variegatus (sheepshead minnow)
Lineage: Eukaryota; Metazoa; Chordata; Actinopteri; Cyprinodontiformes; Cyprinodontidae
Gene: zfyve9a
Product: zinc finger, FYVE domain containing 9
Exons: 19
Coding region: 341-3904 (1187 amino acids)
Biological process (GO): endosomal transport
Cellular component (GO): early endosome membrane
Molecular function (GO): metal ion binding
Source: RefSeq, a predicted model, not a curated record
UGCACAACUACAGCAGGAUAACGGCUGCACUUUUCGAGUAGUGCGGUUCGAGUCGAGCAGACGGAGGAGGGAAGUCUAAACAGUGAGACUCAAAAAUAGCUUCCAAAGGCGAUUAGCUAUGAAGGGACAAAACAGAGGAGCCGCUCGGGAAUCUACGUAAGAAAAAAAAAAAAAGAAAGGAUGAGGAUUCCUCUGGUGUGGGCCCUUGCCAGACUGGCUGAAGGCAGAACCAAGAGCAAAACAAAAUCCCUGAGCAAAAGAAGAACCACCACCUAGGGCUGCAGAGUAGGACCUUUGUGAAGGUUCACGCAGCCGUCUGCAGGGUGGAGCUUCCUGAUCCAUGGAGAAUUACUUCCAAGCCGAGGCCUUCAACCUGGACAAGGUGCUGGACGAGUUCGAACAGAACGAAGGUGAGAAAACAGAUGAGACGGACACCUCAAUUCUCUCCGAUGCCAAAUGGACGCAGAUCCUGGCCCCGCCUGCCCACAUGCUUUCUCUGAACCCCGCUCUGGCCCACGCAGACAUCAGCCCCAGAGAGAGCCCCCUUCCCUUCAAAGCACUUCCUGAUUCAUCCAGCGCCUCUUCAGGAUCCGACACCAAGAGACAGUCGGGGUCUGAGCCUCCUUCCUGGGUAGAGGAGAGACCGGCGGACGUCCACAGCCCGCCUCUCCCUCAGCCUAACAUCGGGAAGCUGGUGGGCGCAGACGACGUCUCGCCUCCACCUGUGACGCCAUGCGUUGUUGUGGAAAACGGCUGCCCAGGCAGCCCGCAGCUGGAUGGCAAAGAUACCAGUUGUUCUGAGGUCCAGCUUGGUAACAAGGUGGAACCUGGAGAGAGACCUUCCUCUGUUGGAGGAGGAGGCUCUCACUUUACAUUUGAGAUGGGUUUAGCACAGCAACAGACCCUGUCUGGGAAUACUCAUUCAGAUGUGUGCACUGUAAAUGAAAAUGGAAAAGAGCUGAAGGAAGAGAACAAUUCAGCUGUUUUAGAGGACUUGGAACAGGAACAACGAAGUUUAAAAUCAGAGGAGCACGGAGAAAGUGAGAAUGGAGGUCAGGUUGUUCAGCCAGAAGAGGAGGACAGAGGUUUGUCUCCUCAGGGCACAGGGAGAGCAGAGGAGGAUCAAAGAAAAUGUACUCAGAACGAUCAAAUUGAGCAGCAGGGUAGAUUAAGACUCCUUCCUAAUGGUGUAGAGAUGGAGAAUGGAUGCAGUUUGAAGGUUAAGGAACUGGAGAAUAACGAGGACUUCUCUCCAUCACCCAUCCCCUCCAAAGAGGACUCUGUAACUGAAGAGAAAGAAAUGGAGGAGAGCAAGCAGGAGAUCAGUGACGGAGGGGCAGUGGGGUCAGGUAGCAUCCAACCAAAACUUAACAACAGCAGGCUUCAGCCUGUGAGCAUUCCCUAUGGAGGGGCACGGCCAAAGCAGCCAGUUGCCCUCAAACUGCAGAUCCCACAGCCCCUAUCGGGACAGGUCCAGAACCGGUUGCUUCCCUCUGCAGACACCAAGAACAAGAACAUGGAGAACAACUGUCGAAAAGGCACUCCGACCGAACCUUCGCCCACUGUCCAGAUUGCAGUCAGCGUUAACGGAACCGGAGGAACCCACUCUCUGUCGCCGACAGCCUCAGAGAGCCCCGACAACGACCUACAGGCUGGACAGCAGGGGGGGCUCUGCAGGCAGGCUGCCAGCUCACUGGGAGAGGUGGCUCCUGUGUGGGUGCCCGACUCCCAGGCCCCUGUCUGCAUGAAAUGCGACGUCAAGUUCACCUUCACCAAGAGGAGGCACCACUGCAGGGCCUGCGGGAAGGUGUUCUGUGCAGCGUGUUGCAGCCUGAAGUGUAAGCUGGUCUACAUGGACAGGAAGGAGGCCCGUGUUUGUGUCACCUGUCAUUCUGCCCUGACCAGUGUUCAAUCAGCAGAGACAAUAGCAACUGCGGUCAAUCAGAGUCCAAACCCAAAUAACCCGGCGGAGUACUGCUCCACCAUCCCCCCCCUACAGCAGGCUCAAGCAUCAGGGGCGCUCAGCUCACCUCCUCCCACAGUCAUGGUCCCUGUGGGGGUCCUGAAGCAGCCUGGCAACGAGGGCUCCCUUUCGCGGGACCAGAGGAGGGUGUGGUUCGCUGACGGGGUUCUUCCUAACGGAGACGCAGCAGACUCCUCUAAGCCUUCCUCCUCCAGUUCAGCGUCCUCUCAGCCACGGGCAGCAUGCUCAAAUAAAUCCUCCACAUCCGAGUCCUCAGAGGCGGCCCAUCCCCCCGCCGCGCCGGUGGGCUGCCCCAUCGGCAGCUCCCUCAGUCUGAUCCCGGAGGACGGGCUCCCUCCCAUCCUCAUUUCCACCGGAGUCAAAGGAGGUACGGGAGGCCACAUCACAGAUUACGCAGUUGAAGAGAGACCAUCAGAGAUCGUACUCAUGCAGCAGCUGGAGGAGGGAGGCCCAGACCCUCUGGUUUUUGUGCUCAAUGCUAACCUGCUUGCAAUGGUCAAGCUUGUCAACUAUGUAAACAGGAAAUGCUGGUAUGUGACGACUAAAGGCAUGCACGCCGUCGGCCAAGCUGAGGUGGUCAUUCUGCUCCAGUGUCUACCGGACGAGAAGACCAUCCCUAAAGACGUCUUCACCCACUUCGUGCAGCUCUACCAAGAGGCUCUAAGUGGCAACGUGCUGAGCCAUCUGAGUCACUCGUUCUUCACGCAGAGCUUCCUGGGCAGCAGGGAGCACGGCGGCUUCCUUUACAUCAGCCCCUCCUUCCAGUCGCUGCAGGAUCUGCUGCUGCCCAAUCCACCCUACCUCUUCGGUAUCCUCAUCCAGAAGUGGGAGACGCCCUGGGCCAAAGUCUUCCCCAUCCGCCUCAUGCUGCGGCUGGGAGCAGAGUACCGAUUUUAUCCAUGUCCACUGUUCAGCGUUCGCUUCCGGAAACCUCUCUUUGGAGAGACCGGGCACACCAUCAUGAAUCUGCUUGCAGACUUCCGUAACUACCAGUACACUCUGCCAGUGGUUAAAGGUCUGGUUGUGGACAUGGAGGUGAGGAAGACGAGCAUCAAGAUCCCCAGCAACCGCUACAACGAGCUGAUGAAGGCCAUGAAUAAGUCCAACGAGCAUGUGCUGGCCAUGGGGGCGUGCUUCAACGACCGGGCCGACUCCCAUUUGGUGUGCGUCCAGAACGAUGAUGGGAACUACCAGACGCAGGCCAUCAGCAUCCAUCACCAGCCACGGAAAGUUACUGGAGCCUGCUUCUUUGUUUUCAGCGGCGCUUUAAAAGCUUCGUCAGGCUUCUUGGCCAAGACCAGCAUUGUUGAAGAUGGUGUGAUGAUUCAGAUCACAGCAGAGACCAUGGAUUCUUUACGGCAAGCCCUGAGGGACAUGAAAGACUUCACCAUCACCUGUGGCAAAGCUGACCAGGAGGAGAACCCGGAGGUGGUCCACAUCCAGUGGACAGAAGACGACCAUAACUUCAACAAGGGGGUCAUCAGCCCGAUCGAUGGGAGAUCUAUGGAGUCCAUCACCAGUGUGAAAAUCUUCCACGGCUCAGAAUUCAAAGCUAACGGCAAAGUCAUCCGCUGGACCGAGGUGUUCUUCCUUCAGAGCGAAGACCAACCCAACGGGCUGAGUGAUCCAGCCGACCACAGCCGGCUGGCGGAGAAUGUGGCGCGAGCUUUCUGCAUGGCUCUGUGUCCACACCUGAAGCUGCUGAAGGAGGACGGCAUGGCCAAGCUAGGGCUGAGGGUCACUCUGGACUCUGACCAGGUGGGUUACCUGGCAGGAAGCAACGGCCAGCCUCUCCUGCCUCAGUACCUGAGCGACCUGGACAGCGCUCUGAUCCCCGUCAUCCACAGUGGGGCUUGUCAGCUGAGCGAGGGCCCCGUGGUUAUGGAACUGGUCUUCUACAUCCUUGAGAUCAUCUCUUAGGAGGACUCACCACUCCCACCUAACGCAGAUUUUCCUUCUUUUUUUCUUUUUUUUUUAAACACCACCUCACAGCCUGUUCCUCCUUUAUCUCCCUCCGACCAUUCGCGCCUCUAAAAGAACCACAAAACUGUGCCGGGCCGGUCCAGGUGGGGUAGCAUUCCUCCAGUCGAACCUAUGCAUCCACCCGCCGUCUGUUUGCAAGCAGAUGUGUUUCAGUGUCUGUAGAAGCUCUGAGCAGAGUCUGUCCUGACAGCCACACAAGGAAAAACAAUCGUAGCUAAUCUAAAAAUGACUUUUAAUUAACUGAUAUGGCAGUCAGCUUUAAUAAACAAGCAAAGAUUUUAAUCUGCAGAUGUUUUAU